AUGACCGAAUUACAUAGUAUAAUCCUACAAAAUUCUGAUGAAAAUAAUGAUUCAACAAUACGACGAGUACUCGUCAAUAUUGAAAAUCUCAUCGAAAUGCUUGGUAAUGAACUUGAUCAAAAUAAAUCAUCUAUAUCUCCUAAUUUAAUGAAUUAUUCAUCGACAACAACAAUAACAAGUGUUACAAUAAGUGAUGAUGAUAAUAAUCAUCGACUUAUUGAACAUCUUCGUCAUCGUAUUAUUCGAUUAGAACAUGAACGAAAUGUUCUUCUUACAUCAUAUCAAUUAUUAAUUAAACUUCUCAAAUAA
Adineta steineri is the source of this 309-nucleotide messenger RNA. The record is from the annotation of a GenBank genome assembly. Lineage: Eukaryota; Metazoa; Rotifera; Eurotatoria; Adinetida; Adinetidae.